GGCAUACAUCCCUGCUUUUAAAAAACUAUCGGCACCUCCCUUUCAGGUAGCUUUUCCCACUUUGGGACUUUGGAGCACCAACAUAGUUCCUCAGCAGAUCUCACAGCCAUUCCAACAUGACAGAGUCAGCCGAAGCUGUCGCAGCCGAUGUGACCAGCAGGAGAAGUGUUACCAUUGAGAUCUCAAAUAUCACUAACAACUACUGCCUCAUGAACCCCAAGGUGUAUCUUGACAAUGGAGAGACAUUCAACCCUCCUCAACCCACAGUGCGCCCUCUAAAGGCGGAAGUCUGCACUUUCACCAAAUCCAGUGGCAAAGCAACCGGCACCAGCGGCGUCCUGACGUACGAGCUUUUCGAGAGGACGCAGAACGACCACGCUGAGAUUCUGGCCAUCAUGUUCUCAGUUCCCUGGGACUACAACCUGUACAAGAACUGGUUUGCAGUUGGCAUCUAUAAAAAGGGUCGUAACUCUGAUAAAGAUUUGUUCAAAGAAAUGUACUAUGAGAAGAAUCAGCAAGAGCAUGGGUUUGUAAGAGAGGAGGCCACUGGGUCAGGAAUCAAUUAUGUGGGUAACUACCUCGAUAUCAAGGCCACCAUGUGUCCAAUGGGCAAAGCCAUCAUGAAGGUGGAGGUAUGGGAUAGGCUUUUCACACCCAUAGGCCAGCAGGCGUACUAGAGACCCCUCCUGACCAGUAUUUCUGUCAUGAGUCCGCAUAGCAGAAUUCAUCCCUCAAUCUCAAGCUUCUACCCAGCAGACUGCUUCUAAUACAGUCAACACGCAUGAUUUAACAGAUGUAUUGUUGCUGACAUGUGUCUGUAUACCUGGGUAUUACCCUUCAGUAAAUCUUCUUAAGAUCAGAGUUUAGUUUGUUUAUAAAUCCAGGCAGCAAUAACCCCUCUUUAUAGUCGAAGCCUCUGUCUGUUUCAAAAGCAUCCGGUUUUAAAAUGGCAUCUUUAGAAAUGAAAAUCAAAGGAUGACUCACCAGAGGACGAGGGCACAUAGCUUAAUAAAACACACCGAGAGCUUGUCUGUAUUUACCUUGACACUGUAGUCUGAGGAAUGAAAUAAACCCUUUUGCUGAAGCUAUUUGCGUUUGUCUGCUGAUUGAGUUCAGAAAGGCACAAAAGUGCUCAAGAAGAAAUGAGAUUGAAAUUUUUGAAUAUAAAAUUGUGUUUCUUGUGCAUGCAUACUAUCCAAAGCACGCCCUGUAUGUGUGCAAUGGAUCACUUUGAAGUGAAAUUCAGAUU
Molecule: messenger RNA, 1249 nt
Organism: Chelmon rostratus (copperband butterflyfish)
Lineage: Eukaryota; Metazoa; Chordata; Actinopteri; Chaetodontiformes; Chaetodontidae
Gene: apnl
Product: actinoporin-like protein
Exons: 3
Coding region: 117-677 (186 amino acids)
Biological process (GO): monoatomic cation transport; cytolysis in another organism; pore complex assembly
Cellular component (GO): pore complex
Molecular function (GO): channel activity
Source: RefSeq, a predicted model, not a curated record